AAAGCGAGUUUACCUCAGUGUGGAUUUCUCCGUGCAACGUAGUGUAGGUAAAACUUAACAGUUCAAGAGUAACAGGUAAACAUAUAUUUAUACUGAUAUACUUUGGAUUCCCCCCAAAGGAGUAAGAGAGUAAGGUGUGUGAGAUGAGUGCACCGGUGUAUGUCUCUGAUGAGGAGGAGUGUGUGCUGGAGUCAACAGCGGCUGACCUGGGCAGUCGCACACAUGCCAGACGCUUCCAGGCUCCAAUAACAGAGCUGUCAGUCAUCGGCCCUGCAGAAACACACAUGCAGCAGGUUAACAAAGGCGAGCGGGUGGAGGAGAAGCUGCAGGUGUUUCUGCGUGUUCGGCCUCUUACAGAUGCAGAGCGACAGCGUGGAGAAAAUCAGGGCUCGGUGUGUGUGCAGAGUGAAGAUACACUCCUUCUGAAGGCCCCUAAAGACUCACACAGCAUGAAGAAUGCAGAGAGAGGAGUGUCCCAGAGUGUACACAAGUUUAUCUUCACACGGAUUUUUAGGGAAACAGCAUCUCAGCAGGAUGUGUAUGAACAGAUGAUGAAAGAGAUGGUGCGGGACGUCCUUCAGGGAGAAAACAGACUUCUGUACACAUAUGGAGUUACAAACUCGGGCAAGACCUACACCAUUCAGGGCUCUGCAGGUGAAGCCGGUCUCCUACCCCGAGCCUUAGUCUCUGUGUUCAGUACACUGGCUGGACAACUUUACCCCCGAGCCAACCUGAAGCCCAUUCUCAAGCAGGAGGUUCGCCAACUUAGCGAUGCAGAGGUCCGCACCGAGGAGGAAAGACGUUAUGCUCUGCUGAGAGAGGAGGAGAUGUGUAAACAACGUGGGGGUGUUAAUGCAAGUGUUAGUUGGGACAGUGGGAUCAGUGGACUCUCAGCCAUCACACGACUGGAAGAUUCAGACGGUGUGUGUUUGGACAUCGAUGGAAUAGGACUCUGUGAUGUCACUGUGGAUAAAACAGUGCAGUUCAGCAUCUGGGUUUCCUUUUAUGAGAUUUAUAACGAGUUUGUUUAUGAUUUGCUGGAGCCACCCACAUGUCUGCAGACACAGAAGAGGAAUACCCUGAGACUAAGCGACGACAAGCACGGCAACGUCUAUGUCAAAGAUCUGACUUGGGUGAAUGUACGCAGUGCUGAUGAGGCAUGGCGAGUGCUCACUGUAGGGCGGAACAAUCAGAGCUUUGCCAGCACACAUCUCAACCACAACUCCAGUCGCAGUCACAGCGUGUUUACUGUACGAGUGCUGCAUCUCCAGCCAGAGGGGGGCGCUACACACAUCAGCGAGUUGUGUGUGUGUGACCUGGCCGGCUCUGAGCGCUGUAAAGAUCAGCAGAACGGAGAACGGAUGAAGGAGGCAAACAACAUCAACACUUCUUUGCUCACACUGGGACGCUGCAUCAACGCAAUGAGACACAAUCAGACGUACAGGCAGCGUCCAGCGCAGGUUGUUCCUUUCCGAGACAGUAAACUAACCCGAGUACUGCAGACUUUCUUCUCCGGACUCGGCCGCGCCUGCAUGAUGGUCAACAUUAAUUCCUGCAGUUCUAGUUAUGAUGAGACACUGCACGCCCUCAAGUUCUCUGCCAUUGCCACACAGCUGGUCCAUGGUCCUGCCUCUAAGAGCCGUGUGGCCUACAUUCUCUCCUUGCUGCGGGAUGACCCCGCCCAUGUGGACCAUACCUUGAUAGAGGAAGAUGAGGAGGAGGAGACUGAUGAAGAGGAAGAUGUUAGCAUGUUUCAGCCUGAGGCUCUGUUAAAGGCGAUCAAUGUGCUAAAGCGAGAGGUUCUGCGUCAGCGGCAGGAGAAAGAUGAGCUGGAGCUAAAGAUCAGAGACCAGGUGUGUACAGAGAUGAUGGAGGUCAUCAACCGCAUGCAGCACGACUUCAGCGAGACAAUGGAGAGCGAAAGAGAACUCAUGGAGAAUCGGUGCGAGAACAAAAUCAACAACCUGAAGAGCAGCUUAAAGAAAUACUACAGUCAGCAGCUGGAGGAGCAAGAUGAGCAGAUCCAAGAGCUCAGUGAAGCACUGAGAGAAAUGGAGGGAAGAAGCACAGCUCCUAUGUUUCCUUCUCUGGUGGAGUGUGAUGGACCGCGGCGAUCUCAACGCUUAGCUUCGUCACACAAACACAGCGACCAGCAAGAACAUGCGGAGCUGGAGCACACAAAAGCCGAUCUAGCACAAGUUAAAGCUGAGCUGGAGCAGUGCAGAGCUGAGCUUGAUCUCAAACAAACCGAGCUUACGCUCAAAACACUUGAGCUAAAGCGGUUUCAGGAUCAUCCAGGAGCCUCAAGCCUGACUGCGACUGCAGAGCGCAAGCUCAUUGAUGGACAGAAGACUCUGAGGCAGUUGCGUGCUGAUCUGCGCGCACUGGUGUUGAAGCUCCAGUCUGGAGAGCGAGCGUGCUGUCAUUAUACAGACGGAGAGAAACUUCGCACAGCCCUCAACACUGCCGACUCAACACUCCUCAAACAGGAUCAGAUGCUGAUGGAUCUUCACUCAACUAUGCAGCUCCUUAAAGCUCAGCUCCACCGUAAAGAUGAGACUCUGUCAGAUCUUAAGCGACCUUUCACUACUACUACCCCUGUCACCCCUGCAACCUCCAGCUCCUGCACUAGACGGGGCUGCGGGGUUGCCGUGGCAAUGGUGGAGAACCAACCGCCUGGGAAACGAGCUUUCCUGCGGCUCUUUACGCCAUCACGUAGCAGCAAAAUGAGAGAGAAGCCAGAAACCACGACACCGUAUGCCCGCAUACUGCGCUCACGCCAACCCUCUCCCCCACCCAGCCCCGCCCUCGCACGCCGGGGCAGGUUCUAACCACACCCACUUGACUUCUGACUCUUCUCACAUUUACUGUGUUAACGUCAGCACGUUGUUUCUGUUACUUCCCAACUCUAGUCCCAUUGUGCUUUUUUUUCAGCUUGCUUAACACUGAUAUUAAUCUAUAACACCAAAUCUCACCACUCAGCUAUUUACUAUAAUACUUUCUGGGUCGAAGAUGGUGUGUUGGAAGCAGGGACACUAAAAUAUGCAGGACCGGGGCAUCUCCGGGACCAGGGUUGGGAACCUGUGCUGUAAUUCAAGAUGCUUAAUUAAGCAAGCCUAACGGAUUACACAGCAGCUUCUCCUCACUUUAUACUCUCACAUCACAACAUUUUCUUAAAGAACUACUCGUUAACGGCUCUUUAUUGUAAUACCCAUCAUGCUUUUUUUUUUUGCAAAAGUAUUACAUAAUGUAAUACUGUGUGUAUAUAUAAUAUUGGUUUAUUAUAUAAUAGUAGUACAAUUAAAGAAAUAGUAUUUUUUUAAAAAUAUAAUACAACUACAUUUUGGAUCUUUGUAACAGUUCAUUUGGGAGAUAACGAAUGCAGUGUUAAUUAUGUGAAUGAGCUGUGAUGAACACUAGUCACGAGUCAGUAAACGUAAAGUUCGGAAGUGAAAGUUUAUUCCAAAUAUUUGAUUGGAUGUUUUCUCCAGAGGAAAUUUUUUUUAAUAACGUUUAAAGCUUUAAUAACGCAGUUUGUACAGUUGUGUGUAUGCACCUUGUUGCACAGAGGCAUUUAUUCUUUUUAUAUUUACACUGUAAUAUUGAAAUGGCCAGUGUGUUUAUACUGAUAGUCAUGUGUGUGAUGUGAUUUUAGAGACUGGUCAUGUAUUUACAUGUUCAUGUAAUAAGUCUGUCUUCAAAUCUAUAUGCUGUUAAUUACACACUUUUCACAUCCACACUGUUAUGGAGUGAAUAAAACACAUUCGCUGAUACA
Messenger RNA from Silurus meridionalis, 3775 nucleotides. RefSeq names its product kinesin family member 20A (gene kif20a). Gene Ontology annotation, biological process: mitotic spindle assembly; microtubule-based movement. NCBI's taxonomy places the organism in Eukaryota, Metazoa, Chordata, Actinopteri, Siluriformes, Siluridae. Bases 144 to 2831 code for a protein of 895 amino acids. Gene Ontology annotation, molecular function: plus-end-directed microtubule motor activity; ATP binding; microtubule binding. The transcript has 19 exons. Gene Ontology annotation, cellular component: spindle microtubule; nucleus. The record is from RefSeq and is a predicted model, not a curated record.